Sinocyclocheilus grahami is the source of this 1031-nucleotide messenger RNA. Its product is annotated as keratinocyte-associated protein 3-like. The record is from RefSeq and is a predicted model, not a curated record. Bases 83 to 889 code for a protein of 268 amino acids. NCBI's taxonomy places the organism in Eukaryota, Metazoa, Chordata, Actinopteri, Cypriniformes, Cyprinidae. The transcript has 6 exons.
AGGCGCAGCUCCUCUCUUCUGGAAUAUAUUCAGAAGUGCCAUGACCUAACCGAGGACUUAAACUAGACUGGAAGUUGUUCAAAUGGGGAAUUCAGGGGUGUGUUGUGGCAAUCUGGAGGAGCAGAAGGGGCUGAUGAAGAUGGGCCUUAGUAUGGUGUUAGUAGGGCAUGUGAACUUCCUGCUGAGUGCUUUGGUCCAUGGUGUGGUGCUGAGACACUUCAGCCUCCAGCGGGGACAGGCCAUGGAAAGCGCCAUCUCGAACAUCAUCGCCCUGGCAACGGGCCUGCUGGGUGUCAUUAUUGGUAUACUGACUAUUGUUCUGUCCAAAAACAGGAAGAAUAGGGGGCUGACCUGGUCACUGUUUGUGUCAAGUGCUGUAGCUGUUCUAGUGGCUGCCGCUUCAGUCAUUGGACUGAUGGUGUGCUUGGUAAAGACCAUCAUUCAUGGCGACAAGAGAUUACUCGCUUACUGCGACUAUAGUGAUGGCAGGAGUCACCUAACCAUCGCCAAUGACUGUCCUUUUGACCCCACACGUAUUUUUAGCACCACGAUAGUCCUGUGGGUCCCACUGAUAGUAAUGAGUGCAGUUGCGAUGGUGUUCUCAUGCCGCUUAUUUAAGGUCUCCAUCUCCUACCUCGGUCUGCCCUGGUGCCUCCGCAAACAACAUUUACAAGAUGAGAGCAGAUUGAUGAAAACCCCGAGAGCGGCCGAGCCCCGCUACUCACUCCAGUCCCGUCGUUGCCAAGGAGACGAGGAGCUGUCCGUUAUUAGACCCCCAGAGCGGCACAGGCCACCGCUCCGCUCCGCGUCCUCCGGUCAGUACCGCCAGCACCCCUCCGCAUCCCCGUUCAACCGCGCGGCGCUGGAAAGGUCCAGUAUCUGGAUCUGAUUAUGAACCGGACUGUGGCUCUGGCAUCAUUCAGGGAUCAAGUACAUUUUAAACCCUUUUGAAGAAAUGUUACAUUGGUGCUUGUACAGGUCGGAUAUGUGUUGUCACUCAUGUAGCCGUCACUUUGUGUUCAUACUCUAAA